Molecule: messenger RNA, 1344 nt
Organism: Clavispora lusitaniae ATCC 42720
Lineage: Eukaryota; Fungi; Ascomycota; Pichiomycetes; Serinales; Metschnikowiaceae
Gene: NPL6
Product: Npl6p
Cellular component (GO): RSC-type complex; nucleus
Molecular function (GO): chromatin DNA binding
Source: RefSeq, a predicted model, not a curated record
AUGCCAAAGACAGACCUGGAAGACGAAUCGGACCAAAUAAGAUCGCCACGCCAUUCUAGGGCCCAGCGCAAAAACUUGGCGGGAAUGGAUUUGGAUCCCGAAGGCGAAGACGACGAGUACCAUGAAGGGGAAGAAGACUUUGAUGAAACGAACAUAAAAGAAGAGGACGAUGAAGACGAAGAGAUGGAAGAAGAAGACGACGAAGAUGAUGUGCCAGCCAAACCAAGGCGCGGUAGAAAAAGAAAGGCUGCUACAGAGGAGCCAGAAGAGGAUUUGAAUGAAAACGACGAUCACAACGAAGAUAACGAAGAUCCGAACGAAGACGAUACGGAAAUCAAAGAGGAAGGGAAGACAGAAGAGGAGAAAGCGCCAAUCAAAAGAAAGGGUAAAAAGAGAGGAAGAAAGCCCAAGAUUCCGCGGCCAGAAGACGUGUUUUUUGACGAAAAGGGAAACGAGAUCAAAAUCAAGAACGACGAGGUGGUGAUUGAAGACGAGGAUCCCAAAGGGUUGGAGAAAAUCGAUGAAAAUGGCUUUUUGAAAGGCGACAGAAAAUUCCGCAUCAAGACUUUUACUCUUUUGGGCAAGGGAGAUCGUCAAUACAUGGUUUCCACCGAACCAGCGCGUUUGGUGGGAUUUAGAGACUCAUACUUGUUGUUCAAAACCCAUCUAUCGUUGUUCAAGAAAGUGUGUACGCAUGAAGAGAAAAUGGAUUUGAUUCAAAGGCACUUGAUUCCAACUUCUUACAAGGGCCGUUCCGUCAAUUUGGUUACUGCAAGAUCUAUUUUCCGUGAGUUUGGUGCCCGCAUGAUUGUUGGGGGUAAAAAAGUGGUGGAUGAUUUCUGGGAGCAAAAGGCCAUUGACAGAGGAGAUGUUUCUGGCGAAUACGCGGACCCAGAGGAAGCUGCUUCGACCAUGGGAGGCUCCAGUUAUGGUACUGGCGAUCAUAACCCAUACCAAGCACAAGUCACAGGAUCCGCGUUGAUCAAUUAUCAGACUGACCCAACGUGGAUGUAUCAGGUUUCGCUCCAAACAUUGGAGUUCAACAAAACAUUGACGGAGCAAAGAAACCAGGUUUGGCUACGCGGUGUCAAGGACACGUACAGUGGAUUCAACUUUUAUCCCUUGGCCAGUCAGCCAACCAGAUCCCGGCUCGACAAGAUUGCGCCAGCACACGACGAUGAAACGAUCGAAUGCUCCAUCAAGUACUACAAUCCGGAUAUUCGUCGGAAGGUAACGGGCUUGGCCAGUGUGCCCAAAGAGAUUUUCGAUGAUUUGGAGGAUGAGGAGGUGAAGAAGGCCAUUCUUGAGCAACAAGAGUACGAGCGCCGCGCAGAAAAGUUGUAA